This is a messenger RNA of Danaus plexippus (monarch butterfly), 2224 nucleotides long. RefSeq names its product phenoloxidase-activating enzyme-like. The coding region runs from base 42 to 1424 and encodes 460 amino acids. Gene Ontology annotation, molecular function: serine-type endopeptidase activity. The transcript has 8 exons. Lineage: Eukaryota; Metazoa; Arthropoda; Insecta; Lepidoptera; Nymphalidae. Gene Ontology annotation, biological process: proteolysis. The record is from RefSeq and is a predicted model, not a curated record.
AUACAUAUAUACACAUCACUAAGAGGUUGUGUCCGCGUUUAAUGUUAGUGAAACUAUCGGCUCCGGUUCAACCGGUUGUGCUGAUGAUGGAAAUAUAUCUUAGUAUCCUCGCGUCUGUCUUGCUCGGACUCGUUCAGGGUCAGGAUGCUAAAUGUGGUAUGGGAGUUAAGUGUGUAUCAAUUGAAGACUGCGAUGUAUUAAAGGAACUUAUACAUAAAUCAUCGCGAGAUAGACUCACUGUUACCAAAUUUCAUUGCGGCUACGAUGGAGAUGUGCCCAGGGUUUGUUGCCCGCCGUCUAAUAUUAAAAGAUGUCCGACACUAGAAGGUACUAUAGGGACAUGCGUUAGUCUAGAAAACUGUCCUUAUCUCGUGAAACGAAAGAGUACUGAGAAAGCCCAGGAUAUAGAAUACGUUCAACGAUCAAGGUGCCCCGGACCUAAAGUGUUGAGUGUUUGUUGCGACCUUUCCCUAAACAUAUCUAAUAUGGACACACACGUCCUUCCGGACCCCAUGAUGGGUGGUGUAGACAACACAGACAACAGAUUCUUAACCGAUUGCGCCGUCCUGAACGAAACCUUAGGUGUUAUGCCAUCAACGAGCGAGUGUUGUGGCAUUGAAGCUAAUAGUGGAAACAGAAUUAUUGGUGGCACAGAGACAGCUAUAGACGAAUAUCCUUGGCUGGCGAUGCUUGAGUACGAACUACCAUACUUGUGCGGUGGAACUUUGAUAAGUAGACGUCACGUAUUAACAGCGGCACAUUGUCUUGUUGGUGACACCAUGGCACCCAGAGGAGUGAAAUCUGUACGACUUGGUGAAUACGAUACAGAGAAUGAUGGUCCAGACUGCGUGGAAGUCGAAGGUGGCGGUGAUGAUUGCACUGAGGGGGCCAUUACAUUUAAAAUUAACAAAAUCAUUGUACAUCCUGGGUAUAACAGUGAGCUUGAGGUACUGAAAGCCAACGACAUCGGUCUAUUGAAACUAGAUGGAACUGUGCCAUACAACGAUUUCAUUCGUCCCAUCUGUUUGCCGAAGGCUGAUCUGUAUGAGAUGCCCAUAUCUCCAACUCUUCGUUUCCAUGUAGCCGGUUGGGGGGCUGUUAGUGAGACUAAAGAGAGGAGCAGAGUUAAACUUCAAGUCGAUCUACCUGUUAUCAAGCAGGAGGAAUGUAAAAAAUUAUAUAACUUGAACGAAAAACCACUAGUGUGGAAUAAGCAAUUCUGCGCUGGUGGUGAACCAGAUAAGGAUACGUGUAGAGGAGAUUCAGGUGGUCCACUCACAUACGUGGACCCUGUCAAAAAAAUCAACGAAAUCAUCGGCAUCACCAGCUUCGGCAUAUUGAAAUGUGGAACUCAAAGACGACCCAGUGUUUACACUAAAGUUUACGAUUACUUACCGUGGAUAUUAGAUAAUAUAAAGCUUUAAAUAUUUCCCAUAUUAAAUAAUUCAAGAGUAGUUUCAUAUACUAAGUCAUAUUAUAUAUAGUGAUUAGCCUAAAUCGCGCUAUUAUUUUCCUCUUGGUAAAUAAACGCUCUCUUCUAUACGAUUAAGAAAAAUGCUCUUCUAUACAAAUUUGUUUAGUGUCGUUCUGUAGGAAAUGUAGGUACAUUAUUUAAAAGUAUUUUUUAAAUAUUAAAUAGAACAAUGACGAAUCAUAAUUUCAUGAAAGUCGAGUCUGAUAUAAAUGGUAAAAAAUAAGUUUUUUUUUUUAAGUAUUUCAUAGAGCAUUUUUUUUUAAACUUUCCUACUAUUUAUAGAUUUUAAGGAAACUUUAAUGCCAUAGUAUUAAUUGUUCGUGUGUCUGUUAACGAAGUUGUUUUGUUUUAAAUGUUUAACAUAACGCGAGUGAUACUAUUAUAUAUAAUAAAAACUAAUACUAAUGAAUCUUAGUUAAAACUUAUAUAAAUAGAACAUUAUUAAAUACUCACUUAUAUAAUAACAUAUAAUUUGUAACAGCAGUACUUUGACAUAUUUUGUUUCUUUUCAUUUCUUUUCCUCUCACUCUGUGUCUUUUUUUAUCUUUUAUUCUAUCUCAACUUUUAUAUGUCUUUUGGGAUUGUUUUAUUAAACAAUCAUAUAAUAUCAUUCAUAACUCGCUUUCAAGUUAAUGUUGACUUAUUAACAUUAAUUACAAUUGCAGAAUUGAAGUUAUAAUGAUCUUUGACAUCAAAUAGAUUGUGAUAUAUUAAAUUAGUUAUAACAUAAGAUAUAUAACUUUAAAUACA